AUGAAGUACGCAAAUGUUCCCAAAUUUCAGUAUCAGAAGUUUGAUGGUGCUCACUAUCAAACUUUCGAUCGUCAAUCUUUGAAAUUCACCUCCCACCUCAUUGUCCCUAAACCUACAAUUUCCCUGCCACUGUCAGACAAUACAGAAGAAGUUGCUGACACUGAGCCGGAUAAGGGGAAUACUGAGCAGACUACCGAGGAGAAUAAACCCGUCUCUUCAGAAGAGUCUCCUUCGACCGAAAACGAUGCCCCGGCUUCUUCUGAUCCACCGGCGGAGACAAAGGAUGAGGAAUCGACGCCUGAACCCGAGCAAAAGACAGAAAAUAACGAAACCGGCGGAGAAGCCCCUGGUGAUGGUGAUUCGAAUGAAGCAGCUGCCGGCGCAUCAGCAGAACCUGUAGACGAAAGUAACACUAAUGAUGAUACAGCCACUCCCGAGACAGUAGAGGAGACGUCAACGGCAGAGGCUGCACCGGCAGAAGACACUCCGUCAACAGAAGAUGCAACGCCAGCGGAGGAGACGACACCAGGAGAUGGCACGCCGGCUGAAGAAACUACACCGGCUGGAGAAAAUACACCCGCAGAAGAUGCUCCAUCAUCAGAAGACGUCUCGCCAGCAGAGGACGCUACACCAGCAGUAGACCCUCCGUUGACAGAAGAUGCGACGCGAGGGGAGGAUUCUACGUCGGCAGAGGACACCACGUCGGCAGGAGAUGAAGUUUCGCCAGGAGACGCUCCUCCAGAAGAUGCCAUGCCAGCAGAAAAUGCCCCAUCAUCAGAAGAAACCACACCAGCAGAAGAUGCUACGCCGACAGGUGAUGCUCCGUCAGAAAAUGUCACGCCAGCAGAAGAUGAAACGCCAGCCGAGGAGAAUUCAACAGAAGCAGGACAAGCUGAGGACCUUCCUGUUGAAUCAGCAGUGUCUCCAGAUGCUCCACCAGCUAUAGAGCCGGAGACACCUUCAGAAGCCCCGCCACCUGCGGAAGAGGAGACACUGGAACAGGAACAACCAAAAGACGAGCCAGGCGUAGGAACUUCCAAGAAGAAUAAGAAGAAGGAUAAGAAGAGUAAAAAGAAGAAAGAUAAUUCUCUAAAUUCGACAAAUGAUCCCGAGCCAGAAGCACCAGCCGCAACUGAGAAGCUGCCACCUGAAGACAUCGCCAAAGACAAUCCAGCGGCGGACAGUAAGCCAGCUACCGAAACGUCAAAUUCAACAGAUGGCUGGGAGGAAUUUGGCAACAAGAAAGGGAAGAAAAAGAAGGAAAAGAAGAAGAAAAAGGGCUUGAAUCUAGAAACGCCUUCUGAGGAACCGUCCGAACAAGCGCCCCUAGAGCCGUCUGUAGAGCCGUCCGCAGAGGUAGCACCCGAAAAUGAAGCUGCUGCCGAAGGUUCGAAAGAACCCCCUGCGGAAGAAACAGUCAUCUCCGAGGAACAAAAUGUCGACGAACAACCGGUUACGGAGGAUCCGGUAGAUGCAGUAGACGAAGCACCGGAGGCCAAGGAGCCUCCAGAGGAUACCGCAUCUACGGAGUCUCCUGCUGAAGAGUCAUCAGAGAACGCCCAGAUACCGGAACAAGCAGAACAAGCGGGCCAAGUUGAAGGAGAGAAUUCUCAGGAAGAAGAAUCUCCAGACCAGCCAUCUGCAGAAAAUCCCGAAGAUGCUGCGAAAGAAGCUGCCGCAGAAAAAUUAGCUGAAAAGGACGAGGAGGCACAAGAACAGGUGUCUGCCGAAGAAACCGCAGAGAAUGUUGUAGGAGAAGUUGCUGCUGAAAAUCCUAUUACGGACGACACGACUGAAGAACAUUCAUCUACAGAAGUUUCCACAGAAGAUACAACACUACCUACUUCAGCGGACGAAUUAACAGAAGAGAAAGAGCCGGCUGAGGACAUUCUCGACGCUUGGGAUAUGGACGAUGACGGUGAGGUAGUUGACGGAUCUCCUGACACCGACAGCGCAAAACAAGAUGAAAAUGGUAAGAAAUACCUUGUUUCUUUACACUUUGAUACAAUCUCAUCAUUCGUACUAGACGAUGACACCUUCCCUGAAUGCGACCCUUCUGCAGAACUAGACAAGGUAGAGGCUGAGAAAGAAGCAGAAGCAAAACAGGCGGAGGAAGAUGCCGAAGAGGCAAUUUCAGAGGCAGCUGCAAUGUCAGAGCCAGGUAAUGAGGAUCCGAUAGAUGUAGACGGCGAUGAGCAGGAAAAUGCUGAAGCGCCAGAAGAGCCGGCUGCUGCUGACGCUGAGGCUGAACCCGAGGCUCCUGAAGCGGCAGAAACGACAGAAGCGGCAGCAGCGGACGAGGAAAAAACAGAAGAUGCUGUUGUUGAAACCGCCGAGGCAUCUGGGAAGACAGAAGUCCCAUCUGAGGAACGGAUGGAGCCUGCUUCUGUCGAUGUGGAGGUGCCUAAAGAAAGCCCCAGUGAUGAAACCAAUGUCGACAAGCCACCGGUAGAUGAUCAAACUCCGGAGGAGCCCGCAGGCGAGGAGAGUGUGGCUGAACCCGAGGUAUCAGAAGCAGCUGUUGAAGAGGCCGUUGAAGAGGUUGCUGAAGAAAACGUCGCGGACGAAGUCCCAGAAGAAACAGCUGCCGAUGAAGCAGUUGAGGAAGAACCAGCAGAGGAAACGCCAAAAGAUGGCCCUGCUGAAGAAACAGCUCCAGAAGAAGAACCUGCUGCUGAUGUGUCGAAUGAAGAGCCUUCGGAAGAGCCUGUAGAGGAACAUGUAGAGGAAGAGCCAUCAGCUAAUGUUGCAGAAGAGGAGGAACAGCCUGUCGAAGAGCCCGCUGUGGAGGAAGAACCAGCUCCCAAGGUCCCAGUCGAAGAAGCUGUUGACGAAAUUCCAGCUGUUGAAGAGGCAGCCACAGAGGGAAUAGAAGUUGCUGUUGACGAAACUCCGACUGCUGAGGCAAUCGAAGAAACUCCAGCCGGGGAGGCUCCUGUUGAAGAAACACCAGCCCCUGAGACGGCUGAAGAAGCUGUUGCUGAAGAGCCAGCGGCUGCUGAAGAGGCUACUGAAGAAGCUCCCGCGGAGGAAGCACCAGCUCCAGAGGCGCCGGUUGAAGAAGCUGCUGCUGAAAUAGUGGAAGAGGAAAAAUCUGCUGAAGGGGAGCCCGCUAUCGAGGACGAUAUGGCUCCAGAUGCGUCAAAAGAUGAACCAGCUGAAGAAGUUGCCGUACCUGAAACAGAAGCAGCUGAUUCGCCACAGAACGGAGCUCCCGCUGAAGAACCUCAAGAACAACCGCCAGUGCCAGACGAGAUGGUUGAACAGCCAGCUGAAACCGAGUCGCCUGAAGCCGCGCCUGUCGCCGAAGAGGUUGUCGAAGAGGCGGCCGCAGUAAUUACUCGUGAGCCUGCAACGGAAGAUGCACCCGCACCCGAGCCUGUUUCAGAGCCUGUAGAUAUUGCCCCUGAAGCAGAAAUCAUCGAAAGAUCGCCCCCAGAGGUGACCGAAGCAGAUGGACCGAGUGAAUCGGCUGUGAUUGAUGAUGACCGCGAGCGUUCUCGAAGAAGACGACGUCAUCAGCCUGGGUGGACUCGCGAAAGACGGCCUUCAAAACCCUCAAUUGAAAUUAACAGAGGCCAUCUGGAGCGCCCCAAGGGUGACGGCGGUGUACUGAAAAACCGAUGGGCUAUGGCACUCGACGAGGCUCGACGACAGCAAGAAGCGAAGGUGGCGAGACAACGCAAGGAGGCCAAACUCAAACUUGAAAGAGCCGAGGAACAGAAGAGACAAGAGGAAGCAGAAAGGAGGGCCAAGCGGGCUGCUGAAAAGGAAAAACUCCGAGAAGCUGAGCGGAGAAUGGGUAAAGAUAGCAGGAAUAGCAGAUCGGGACGGCAUUCCUCUGAACACUCAUCCAGCCAUGAACGGAGCAGGAGGCGAGAAGUAUCACCAAAGUCGGAAUCUGAUCCUCUCAUUGAAAAAGUCAUUAACUCACUGACUUCGGGGAAAUCUAAUACCAAUGGGCCGCUGCUUCACAUCAAUGCCACUAAAGCAGUCGCCGCCGUCUCAGCACGCCCUGAGCAGAUGCGAAGGUCAUCGACGCAUCACUCAGGACAUACUCGCCGCUCGCAUGAAGAAAGGGUGUCUAGCAGUUCCAGAGAUGACCAUGCAGCGAGGCGAGAAAGACAACAUCGCUCGGAGCGUCGGAGAGAGGAUACUUCAGAUGAACGACGCCGACAUCGUGACGAACGUGAACGCGAACGUGAACGUCGACAUGAUGAGCGCGCAGCACAUGCUGAGCAUCCUCGUAGCAGUCGUCACCCGAGACAAGAGCAGAAUGCAAAAUCUGGGUCAUCUCGAAUGGGUGGCUUAUUGAAAUCGAUCAAGGUAUUCUGA
Messenger RNA from Talaromyces atroroseus, 4335 nucleotides. RefSeq lists its product as hypothetical. Lineage: Eukaryota; Fungi; Ascomycota; Eurotiomycetes; Eurotiales; Trichocomaceae. The transcript has 2 exons. The record is from RefSeq and is a predicted model, not a curated record. The coding region runs from base 1 to 4335 and encodes 1444 amino acids.